AUUUUUAAAAUGUUACUGAAUUUCAAACACAAAACGGCAAAACGGUCUCGGUACAUUGAGCGGUGUAUUUGUGUGUGGUCGUAACAGCUUUUUGGCAAGAUUCCCUUGUUCCUUCGGGAGCGAGUUAUAUAAACUAAACGUCGAGAUGUUUGCGCCACAACGAAGUUAUAAAUAGAUUUUUGACUGAAAUUCACGUUCUGACAUUUUUGUUUUUAUGACAUACAUUGCAUUCGUUUAUAGAUAUGCGUUAGAAAUCCAAGUGAAACUCAGUGUAUCAAAUACUUUAAAUAUUAAAGUGAACGUCUGUUAAGUGAGUUGUAUCGUAUGACAUUAACAAUAAGUAGCAACAGAAGAAUUGUGGUUUAGUAUCGAAGCAGGAAAAUUUGUAAGUUAUUUUUUGAAUUUAGCAGAAUGGCUCAAGUGGAGCCCAUGGACAUUGACGAUAUAGAAAGCGAUUUUGACAACAAAGAGAAUAGUUCCCAUCACAGCAAUGUGCUGCCCCGAACGCCUUGCAUGGAAAAGGGAUAUGAGGAACUGGAUGUGUCGGAAUUGAACAUGAAGCUGAGGUAUUCAAUAACUCCUGCCGCUUCUCCUAUGUCCAGAAGUCUUAAUGACUAUGAUAAUAACACAACUGCUAUGAAUAUUGAAAAUAAUAAUUUGACCCGUUCUUUAAAUUCUGCAAUCACUAAAUCUGAAGUGGUCAAUUCUCUAAAGUCACUCCCAUUGCAAGCUAAUUCAAGUGACACAGUGAUUGAUAAUAAAAAUACAUCAGUGUUGCGCACCAUACAGCCAGCUUCUAACAACGAUGUAACUGUCACUCUAAGUGAACCAGUUGAUAAUGAUGAAACCAUGUCCCUGCCGAGCACAUCAUCUUCUGUGACACAUACACCGGAAGCAACAACACCCACAAAGGAAAUACCAAAGCAUGAUGGAAGCUCACCUAUAAUGAGGGGUCUAAAGAGUGUACUCAAUAUGUUUCGUUCCUCUCAAAGUCCCAUUCCCCCCUCUGAGACCACAUUAUCCAAUAUAAAACAAGAAAAUCUUAGUGUUGAUGACUCAAUUUUAAAAGAUGUGGGAAAUAAUGGGUCUCAAACAGUAGUGGUAUCAACUCCUAUUGCAAAUAAUAGAAAAGUAACAAGUGAGUCUCGAAGAAGCAGUCCCUUAAAAGAUAGUAUUGUAUUCAAUGAUGACCUUGAGAAGGAUUUGCAGUGGAAGGAUGAAACAACUAUAUUUUUCAAGGAUGAAAAAAUUCCAGUUCAUAAGUUGUUUCCUUCAAAAAAUGUUACAAAAACUUUGAAAAUGGACAAAAGUGAGAAUAAAAAUGUAACAGAAGAAUACAUGAGUAUGUCAAAUAAUGCUUCAAUUUGCCAAAGUGGGAAUGCUAUGAAUAUACAACUUCCUUCUUUACAGAAUGAAAUUUCAACUCUAGAGUCAGAUAGUGAAUUUGUUGACUGUGAAAUGACACUUAAUGGGGAAUCCUACUAUAGCAAAUUGGCUGAAAAAGAAGAUAAUGCUUGUGAUAUUACCAGGAAUGAUGAUAAUCAUAUUCAUGAUAACACUAAACAAGUAAUAGAUAACAUUGAAGGUUUAUUAACAGAUUGUGAACAAUCAAAAAACAAAUCAUAUGUGUCAUACAAACCAUGUGAAAUUACUGAUGAUGUUUCUACAGCAAUAAUUUCAGAUCAAAAAAUAUCUUUAAAUUGUGACAUAAAUGAUCAAAAAGAAUUUGAAUCAAAAACAAAUGUUGUAUAUGAUUCUACAUCUGCUAGAGAACUAGAGAAUAAUGUUAACACAAAUGUAAUACUUGGAUCAAAUGAUGAAAGUAUUCAGAGGUUAAUGAAAAAUGACUUGAGUGCAGAAGAGAAUACCACAGAGAAAUGGAAUGUAAUUAAUGAUUAUAAUGAAAAAAAUCAUCUUAGUGAAGUUCCUUUAUCUAAUGACAAUAAUGAUGACUUUAUUGAAUUUCCCAAUACUACAGGUGUGACUGAACCUAAGAUUAUAUGCACUGUUGAACAACAAGAUUUGAAUCAAACUGCCAUGAGUGUAGAUUAUAGUGAGUCAGUAGAGGCUCAGCGGUGUAAAGAUGUUCAAAGUGAGUAUGAAUUAAAUCUGGAUCGAAAUAACCUAGAAGCCACUAGUUUUAAGCCAUCCAAUAAAAUAGAUGUAUCUGUUACAGAGGAAAGUCCAUUACAACCAGUAUGUCUACACAAACAAGAAGAUUGUAUGCAAAGUCAAAUUAUUGACUCAGUUGAUACCGCUACAAAUAUAUCUGUUACACCGGUCAUUACAGAAAUUAAUGAUAAUCAUAAACAACUAACUGAUGAAUUAACGAAUGAAAAUGAUAAACACAUGCCUCAAUGUGUUACUGAUAAAGAAACUAAUGGUGAAAAACUGAUUUUAGAGGAAUUCAAAAAUGAACUAGCAGGCAUGAAUAUGUCUGAGAACUUGUCAAUAGUUCCUUGUAAUGUAACUGAACAGGAUUCUCUUAAUAAUUGUAAAAUGUUGAAUACUGUAACUAAUGAACAGAAUACUACAGGAGCUAAGAAUUUCUGUGCUAGUGCAAUCGAAGAUCAUCAAGUGGUUGUCACAAGUAGUACAUUUUCAAUGACACAUGGUGUAAAAGAAACUGACAAAGAGUCAACUAAUUUUAUGAAUGAUGAAAAAAUUAAGACAACAAUAGAUAUAGGAGAUGAAACUGUUGUAAUUGAAAGUAAUUUCAAUGAAUUAAUAUUAUCAGAUAAAUUACCUGACUUUGAUAAUACCUAUUCAAAUGAGCCGAAUGAUUGUGCUAUCUUUAAUAUGGACGCAAAUAAAGUAAUAAAUUUAGAAAACGUAAUAAGUAUGGAUAAAGUUAAGCAACUUGUUCAUAGCAAUGUGUUGAACAAUACUGCAAUAAAUGACCAUGGUGAAUGUAGCAAGAAGUAUGAGGAGUUUCUUAAAGACAAAAACAUUAAAACUGAAACAAAAAUGGAUUCAGUUGUGGAUAAGGAAAACGGAAGUGAUAUAGUUUCAACAGAAAACAAAAUGGUAGGGGCUUCCAACAUUUUAAAUCCAGAAGAAAAUGAAAAUUUGCAAUCAGGAGAUAGUGUAAAUGUAAAUAAUUCAUUAAAUGACAUACACGAGAUAUAUGGUACACCUGAUAUUCCUUCUAAUCUGCCUGAACAAGAUACUUUCGUUGAUACUAUAGAGGUAUUCGCUUGCCAGACAGAAAAGAUAGAUUCUAAAUUUGGUGUGAAUAAAGAAGAUGUUAUAAGUCAAGAACGAUUUGCUACAAAUUUUUCAAUCCAUGAAACAGACAACGACAGUUCGGUUAAAAGUAGCGAGCCUAAAAACGUAUUCAAUUUGCCUGAAAUGUCAAGUGCAUUUAUCUCAAAACUGAAAGAGAAUGCGGCCACGUCAUCAACUCCAGAUUUAGAAGAUGUUUCUAAGCAUAUUUUCAAAGUACCUUCUGGUAAUUUGACUCAUGUUUCUCAUAAAUGUGACGACAACACGCAAGAUCGAUCUAUAGAUCGCAAAUUAUGUGUAGAUAAAAACCAACUUGACUCCUCUGAUGUAAGCACGUCCUCAAAAGCCUCAGAAGCGACGGUCCACGAAGUUAACACUGAAGACGAUGACACUGUAGAAGCAUCUUUCUUUGAAACCGAAGAAUUUAAUGAUGUUGAUAAAAAAUCUGAUCACGAAGACAUGAUAGAUUUUUCUGAUAUACCCACUCAAAAGAUUAGUAACAAUCCCUACAAAGGAGAAAUGUUUAUUGAUGCUGAAGCUUUCCAGUUUCUUCUAAAUCAGAAUAAAAGCAAUGUCGUUGCCGACAGUGGCAGAGAGAGCUUGUUCUUAAAGUUUGAUCCACUCUUUGCAAAACGAAUGUCCACAGACGCAGCGGCUGUUAGUAAAAUUCAAAAAGGACAAAGUACGCCGAAGAGAAUUUCUAAGGCCUUAUCAAAUAUCGAUUUUUAUAAAAAUGCUAACGAAACUACGGAAAGCACUUUAGAUGCCAAUUUUGAAGAUGCUACUGUUUUACUUUCAAAACCAAUGAUGGUGGUGAAUCCUGCUGUUAAUUCUGUCUUUUCACCAAGAAACAAAUCCUGUACACCGCCGAGAACAAAUCGGCGAUCACAUACGUUUACUUCGCCCGCCAUCGCUGUUAUAGACCGCCUCCUUUCAUUAAGUGGCGAUAACUCUGCGUUAAACCUGGAAAUGUCAAUGACUGAUGUACGAGGACGAACUAAUGAAACAGACCAAGUGCUGACACAGCUAAGGGAGCUGUUAGCUGAAAAAGAAAUAAACGUUCAUGGCCUAAGGUCGGAGAGUAAGGAAUUAUCCGAGAGAUUGCGUACGUUAGAAUCGCAAGUUAAAACCUUAGAAACAGAAGGUGAACAGAGACUCCGAAAAGUAGACGACUUGAACAAAUGCCUAGCGGAGAAAACCAAAAUGAACAAGGGUAUGGCGGUUGUAGUCGAAGAAUACGAGAGGACUAUUGCCAGUUUGACAGCGGAAAUAGAGCAGGACAAGAAGGCGCAUGCGGAAGAACGAAUGAAACUAAUAAAUGAAAGAAAUGAACAGAAUGCCCACCUGGCGAGCAUGACCAUGUCAUUUAAUGACCUGCAUAGUAAGUAUGAGAAAAAUAAACAAAUAAUUUUAAAUUGCAAAGACAACGAAGAAAAAUAUAAGAGAUCUAUUAAAGAAUUCGAUGAGAACGUAUUAAAAAUUCAGAAUAACUACGAACUGUUGAAGCAACACGCGACGUCCAAUUUGAACAAUAAGAAUGACGAGUUUGAGAAACUGAACAAGACACACGAAGCCGAAGUUUUAAAAUACGGAGCUAUGAUAAAGAGAAAGGAGAUGGAUAUAUCUUCGCUGAAGGAGACUUUGGCACAAAAGAUUAAGGCUAACGAGGAAUUGACGGCGAUCUGCGACGAACUUUUAAACAAAGUCGCAUGAGGCGCAACCUGCACCUCCCGGCACGCCGACUUCUACCACUCGUCACAACACGAACAUGUCAGCUCCCGACGCAAUGUGCCAACAUACUUUACUUUUAAAGACUGUUAUUGUGAUAAUAUGUAAACAGUUUACUAGUUGCCUUCUAAAACUAAUAAUAGUUUCACAAUUUGCUCGAAUUUAAUUAUAUUUAAAUUAAUGACACUAAUAAAUUGUAAAAGCUAAUUUUAUAUUCUGUAAUUACUAGGAUUUUGGAAACUAAUUUGUGAAUAAUGUUCACGUCAUGAGAUGAUACUGAGAGCAAGAUUAUAAUCGGUAUACUAAUAGUUUCCCUUUAAAAUGUAAAUGACAUUGUUGUAAUCAUGGUGACUAAGCUGUACAUUAUAUGAAGGGAUCUCUAACAUUCUAAUGCUUAUAACAUUUAAAAAGUGAACAAUGUUUAAAUUAUUUUCCGAUAGAGUUUUACUGUAAGUGUUCGUAAUUGUAACUAAAAUUUUGUUCUGUAUCUAUUCUUAAGAUUAUAUUGUCCGUAAAAUUAUUUUUGAUAAUCAUAUUCCAUUUUUCCAACUGAUGUAACGACUUAUAUUUUUGUAUCGUCCAUAAAAUAUAAAAUAAAUAUUUGCUUAUUUAAAGUAGUGUAACUCUGUUCUACUUUUGUUCUAGUAAAAAUUAUCCUUCAUACAUUACUAGUGAUUGAUAGUUUUGUAUUGUUUUUUUUUUAGUUUAUAGAGUUUCGGUUGACAUUAUUAAUUGGUUUUUAUAACAUUGUAAUAUAUCGUGAAUGAUUGUCAGGUCGCAUGUUAUUUUAG
Papilio polytes (common Mormon) is the source of this 5744-nucleotide messenger RNA. RefSeq lists its product as uncharacterized. Gene Ontology annotation, biological process: mitotic spindle organization; cell population proliferation. NCBI's taxonomy places the organism in Eukaryota, Metazoa, Arthropoda, Insecta, Lepidoptera, Papilionidae. The record is from RefSeq and is a predicted model, not a curated record. The transcript is spliced from 2 exons. Gene Ontology annotation, cellular component: cytoplasm. Bases 412 to 4938 code for a protein of 1508 amino acids.